This is a messenger RNA of Phoenix dactylifera (date palm), 2564 nucleotides long. RefSeq lists its product as uncharacterized. Gene Ontology annotation, biological process: regulation of DNA-templated transcription. The record is from RefSeq and is a predicted model, not a curated record. Gene Ontology annotation, molecular function: RNA binding. Lineage: Eukaryota; Viridiplantae; Streptophyta; Magnoliopsida; Arecales; Arecaceae.
AGCCUUAACAAGAAUCAUCAUAUUCUUAAAACCGCGUGGAUUUCUAGGAUCGUCUAAAAUCUCAUCCCUUACGUUGAAUAUUAGAAUCUAUCAAGCCUUAACAUCCAACGGCGGAUCCAAAAAUCAUCGGAAGGCGAAUUGAGAUCCGAGUCCGUAAAGACCUCCAUCUAAUCUCCCGUGGAACAAGUUUCCACCCUGUUCUGUGGUCUGUUGGAGAGAGAUGCGUCCUCGCGAAAGAGAGGAGGCUCCGCCGCUGGAACCCUCGCCGCCGCCUCCGGCGACUCGCACUGGAGGCGGUCUUAGCAGCAUGGUGGUGCGGCCGUCCGACAGCAGCGGAGCGGGCGACGUUGUGGAGCCCGAGGAAGUCCACGCCACGAACGACCGCCGCGACUCGCCGCAGGGAUUCCGCCGCCGGGGCUCUCCGCCCAAUCUUCGGCUCCGGGACUCCCCGCUGGAUCCGCGCCGCCGCGUCUCGUCGGCGUACCGCCGCCACGGCAACUCGCCGCCGUCCCUUCACCGCCGGUACUCUCCGCCGCCUUUCCGCCGCCGCGUCUCUCCGUCGGAUUUCCGUCGCCGCGGUAGUCCUACCGGCUUCCACCCCCGUUACCAGCGAUUUAGUCCAGGAUAUGCUAUGCAUGCAGGUUCUAUUUCACCUCCACACCGGCAAAGGCUGGAUGAUGCUCGUUAUGAUGUGGAGUUUGAUGGCUCAGCGGGACAACGCUUUGGCCGUGGACUUCGAGGUGGCAGAGGAGGUGGAAGGUUUCGAGAUGUUUCACCACCUUAUGGACUUGGAAGGGGUGGCAGGUCAUUUGGGAGGGGCUACAAUGCAUCUGGACGGGGUUUUCCACCCUUUGAUGGAGACUAUGUUCAUAGAAAUGAUCCUAAUUUAUCUCCUCGGGAAGGUGACUGGAUCUGCCAGAAUCCCUCUUGUGGGAAUCUGAAUUUUGCACGGCGAACUUACUGCAAUAAUUGCAGCAAGUACCGCUUUGGACCUGAACUUCAUAGUCACAGUCGCAGUCACAGUCGCAGUCCUCAGAGGGGUUACUUCAACACUCCUCCCCCACGUGGGUCUCCACCAAGGAUCUUGGGUCCAACCAUUGAUCGUGGCCUGCGGAGAGACUUGGUUAGAUAUAGAUCCCCACCUCGUGGCUGGGACAUGGAUGGGCUCAGAGAUUUUGGUGCUAGCUCACCACCCCCAGUUCGCGGGGGAAGGUUUGUGGAUCACAUGCGGAGGGAGAGACCUGAUUACCGUGAUGAACUCGAUUAUAGAGGGAGGGGCAAAUUUAACUGGGCCGUGCUUGAUGAGUUGGAUCGUAGUGAUCGCAUGAGGGAUGGGUUCAUUCCUGAUAGAAGAGGCUAUGAUCGACGCCCCCCAUCACCCCGUGGUCGGUGGGGUCAAGAUUCAAGGGAGAGAAACCGCUCACCAAUGGGGAACAGGCCACUGAAGAGUUCUUUUAUGGGCCGAGGUCGAGAUGAUCGACGCUUAGAUGAUUCAUAUGCAGGUCGAGGGCGGACUGAUGAUUUGAAUGUGGGUCGUGGACGUGGUUAUCGGCAGGGUGGUGAUUCUUUUGCAGGUCCAGGCCAAGGUGAUCGGCGGGGCAUACCCCGUGGUAGGAAUGAUGACAUGUACUAGGUGCCAGAUAAACAAAUGAAAGGCAUUCGGAUAGGUAAUUUUUGUGGGACCUGCUUUUGCUGAGAUGACCCUUCAUAAACUGAGACUUGGAAUUUCUCCAGCUUAGCAAAGUUCUUCAGGCCCCUAGUAUGUCCAUUUUGGUGGUUGUAGUCUCUGUGGCUUCUUAAUUCAGAUUUUCUUCAUUAUGUAAGAGUUUUUGAUGGGCUAAGGUUGAACAAAAGAGAAUCAUGUUCAUGUUGAAAUGGUCAGCUUAGUUUUUAUCCAGACUUGAGGGUUUAUCUAGUAUCACCCCAUGUUAUUGAUGGAACUUCCUUCAGUUCUGCUUGAUGUCUGUUCAGAACUUCAGAUACUUCAGUUUGUUAUCAAGGUAGAUCUGUUGUUUGGCUUCAUGCAUAUCUGAACAAGGCUAUGCAAGAUUAAGAGCUGCUAUUAAUGGGAUCUCAAGUGAAGCAUCACAGGAUAUGGGAGUUGGCCCGUGGUUGCUUUGGUUGCUCUGUUCGGUGCUGCAUGUUUCCGUGGCCUUCUCUCGUCUUCUUCAGAUUGGAAAUUCCUCCCCGGACCGGCUUUUUAAAAACACUGCAGUUGAUAUUUCUAGAAAGAAUAAUCAGCACUGCUCAUUGAUUGAAUGGUGGUCUUGUGGUGAUCCUGGUUCUGAGGCAGUGAUUAGAAUUUGGAUGCAUGGGUGUCUUUUGCGUUGCCAAUUCUAUUCUAAUCAACUGACUGUUAGCUUAUGGAUUCCUUUUCACUGUUUGGUAGUUUGCAGGUGACUUUCUAUGCGCCGUUUUGGGUCUAACAUUCCAGGUAAUAUGCAGCGAGUGAAAUAGAAGUGCUUCUGUGGAUAAUGGGGGUGCAUACCAAAUGCAACAACCUUGUGAACGCGUAUAUCUCGUCUCUAAUUAAUUAUCUUAAAGGUUCCCCUUUAUGUUCAUCA